This is a messenger RNA of Pocillopora damicornis (cauliflower coral), 747 nucleotides long. Its product is annotated as ubiquinone/menaquinone biosynthesis C-methyltransferase UbiE-like. The record is from RefSeq and is a predicted model, not a curated record. Lineage: Eukaryota; Metazoa; Cnidaria; Anthozoa; Scleractinia; Pocilloporidae.
AUGGCCGCAGAGUCCUAUCAGCAAAGCUCAGCUGCCGUACAAUUAGAAGCUGAUGUGCUUCCUAAACCCGGAGACGCCAUCCUGGAUUUAGGCUGCGGUACUGGUGAGUUGUCCGCCUACCUUGCUGAACUGGUCGGAUCAAAAGGAUAUGUUAUUGUCGUUGAUCCUGACCUCAGUCGACUGCAACUGGCUAAGGAAGCUCAUCGUCACGUAAAGAACCUCUCUUUCAUAGAAGGGAACUCUGACAAAUUUGAAGGCAUGGGUUCUGAGACUUUCGACAUUAUUUUCUCUAAUUACAUACUUCAUUGGAUACCUGAAAAAAGCAGGGCGUUCAGAAACAUGUUUGACAGUUUGAGGGUCGGUGGAAAAAUCGCCGCGCAGUACUCAGAUAUAAUUCCACCUUUCAUGGCUACCUCGUAUGAAGUGUUGAACCCGGAGAGGUUCGAACAAUUAAACAAUAUGUUUCACCCCGUAAAGAGAGAUGAUGUUGACCUUUUAUGCGUGACGGCAGGAUUUGACGUUAUGAAGAGCUAUUCUCCCAAAUAUACGAGGGAUUUCUAUCCCAGUGUGGAAAGCCUUCUACAGUGGCUUGUGGGUACUACACAUGGAGUUUUCGAUCUACACCUUGUAACCCAAGAGAGAAUUGAGCUAUUGGUGGAGAAGUUUGGAAACCCGCCCUUCGACUUCACGACCAAUUCUUUCGACUGUAGACUUGUUGCUGUCAAACCAAAAUCCCAAACACUUUAG